Pseudophryne corroboree (corroboree frog) is the source of this 1402-nucleotide messenger RNA. It is a transcript of the gene MED8, whose product is annotated as mediator complex subunit 8. The coding region runs from base 106 to 909 and encodes 267 amino acids. Gene Ontology annotation, molecular function: RNA polymerase II cis-regulatory region sequence-specific DNA binding; transcription coregulator activity. Gene Ontology annotation, biological process: regulation of transcription by RNA polymerase II. The transcript is spliced from 7 exons. Gene Ontology annotation, cellular component: core mediator complex; mediator complex. The record is from RefSeq and is a predicted model, not a curated record. NCBI's taxonomy places the organism in Eukaryota, Metazoa, Chordata, Amphibia, Anura, Myobatrachidae.
CGGAAAACAUCCUAGCAACCCGGAAAUAUUAAUGUGUGCACCGGAAGUGCUGCGUCUCCAUGGUCACCAGCAGGCGGCUGCUGAGGGGUCGGGAUCAACGCAGUGAUGCAGCGAGAAGAGAAGCAGCUGGAAACCAGUCUAGAGACGCUUAUUGUUCAAAUAUCCGACAUAAAGAACUCAUUGGUCGGAUUCAUCUAUAAACUAGAAAAUGAGUUCGAACGUCUGACCUGGCCAUCUGUGCUGGACAACUUUGCUCUGCUGUCCGGGCAGCUGAACACUCUGAAUAAAGUGCUAAAAAAUGAGAAGACCCCACUAUUGAAAAACCAGGUCAUCAUCCCCCUCCUCCUGACACCCGAUAGAGAUGAAGAGAUAAUGCGCCUGACGGAGGGAAGGGUUCCCGUCUUCAGUCAUGAAGUUGUACCUGAUCACCUGAGGACCAAACCAGACCCUGAAGUGGAAGAACAGGAAAAGCAGCUGAGUGCAGAGGCGGCUCGCAUCACCCCUGAGGCAGCACAGAAACAAGUGCAGAGUAUGAAUAAGAUGUGUUCCAACCUGCUGGAGAAGCUCAUCAAGGAGGACAGGGACUCUGACGUUGGAAGUUUGCGGCAGAAUAAGCAGACCUAUAACCCCGCCGACACAAAUGCCCUCGUGGCCGCAGUAGCAUUUGGGAAAGGGCUCUCGAACCGUCGCCCUCCAGGUGCUGGUGGCCCAAUGGGUCCUGGACAGACUGGAGCUGGCGGGAUGUUACAGGGGGGCACUGGUAUGCAGCAGGUGUCCAUGUCCCUACCUCCCAACCAGCAGCAGCAUAUGCCUGGGGUACAGAUGGCACAGGCUGGACAGCAAGGUAAAAUGCCCAGCAGUAUAAAGACUAACAUUAAAUCUGCCUCCAUGCACCCAUAUCAGCGAUGAGCCGUUGCUCCAUAGUUAGGGUAGUUACACAACAGCGUUCGGCCUGUGUUGCCCCUUGGUGCAUUCACAUGCCUACUCUGGGCAAUGUAUGAUGGGUUGUUCGAUGGCAACAAAUAUUUUGUCAAUCUGUAUUUCAUUAUCUGAAAGACGGUGUGCAUGGCUCCUGAGAUUUUCAUAGGGAACAAUAAUCCUUGUUUAAAGUUCCAUUUGCGCUACAUUCUGUUCCAUUUAGUUGAUCGAAAUGCAUUCAAGGGGAAGCGGCAACCGAUAUAUAAAAGCAACGGAGUGAAAAGAAUAGCCUCCUGGAUUAUCACUGCCAACAUCUGCCUGGGCACCAUGCACUGGGUGGGACAAGAUUUGGGGAUUUAUCAUAGUCUGAUCUGUGACUUUUGACUGUAAGGACCUACUUUCAAGUGUAUAAAUUGCUAUUAAGUUCAAUGAAAAUAAAUUGCUUUAAAACGUGAAUUAAAAAACGUAUUAGAAUGUUGAAUAA